This is a messenger RNA of Nilaparvata lugens (brown planthopper), 450 nucleotides long. RefSeq lists its product as uncharacterized. The transcript has a single exon. NCBI's taxonomy places the organism in Eukaryota, Metazoa, Arthropoda, Insecta, Hemiptera, Delphacidae. The record is from RefSeq and is a predicted model, not a curated record. Bases 1 to 450 code for a protein of 149 amino acids.
AUGCGGCCAGUUGACGUUAAGAGCAAGAAGCAUGAGAGGCUGUUGCUUUCCAGGCUCAGCAAACAAAGGCAAGAAUAUAAGGAAAAGUUGGUCAGCAAACCUCAAAACAAGUUUUAUCCAGGUCCUAGUCAGAGUAUUGAGCCUGGUGAUAAAGUGAGAAUCAGCAAGUAUAAAAAGACGUUUGACAAGGGAUAUCUAGCCAAUUGGACUAAUGAACUGUUCACAGUAAGACGUGUGCGACCUACAGUGCCUGUAACCUAUGAAUUGGAGGACUAUAGAGGUGAACCCAUUGAAGGAGGAUUCUAUUCUGAAGAAAUUGUAAAGACAAAAGUGCCCAGUGUUUUCGAAAUUGAAAAAGUGUUGAGGAAAAGAGGGAAUAAACUGUUGGUACGUUGGAAAGGAUAUAGCUCCAGUCACGACUCAUGGAUUGAUAAGAACGAUCUUGUGUAA